AUGGAGAGGUUUUCUUUAACAAUUAUGGCAUUUGAUCGGUUAAUUGCUAUAAUCUAUCCUCUUCAGUAUCAUAGUUAUUUAACAAAUACACGUACACUAGUAUUUACAUGUAUUCUGUGGAUUGUUGCCUGUAGUUUUGUGCUUUUUACACUUGUAACAGCUACACCGCUCCCUCACUGCUAUUCGAGGCUUAGGUUUGGUGUGGUAUUAACUCUUGAAGAACGCCAGGGUUUAUUGAUUGGCACCAUCCUCGCUCCAUCUCUUGUAAAUCCUUUUGUUUAUUGUCUCAGGACAAAGGAAAUUAAAAGUAAGAUUAUUAAGAUAUUCAGGAAGGUUAACACAGCUGGUUAG
Messenger RNA from Maylandia zebra (zebra mbuna), 351 nucleotides. The record is from RefSeq and is a predicted model, not a curated record. NCBI's taxonomy places the organism in Eukaryota, Metazoa, Chordata, Actinopteri, Cichliformes, Cichlidae.